Papilio polytes (common Mormon) is the source of this 6584-nucleotide messenger RNA. Its product is annotated as brefeldin A-inhibited guanine nucleotide-exchange protein 3. The record is from RefSeq and is a predicted model, not a curated record. NCBI's taxonomy places the organism in Eukaryota, Metazoa, Arthropoda, Insecta, Lepidoptera, Papilionidae. The transcript has 24 exons.
AUGAAUUUGAUGAAGUAAAAAUGUCAAAAAUUAACAGAAAACAUCUAAUAAAAUGGCAAUGAAAUUAAAUCAGAUUCAUAAUACGAUGCAAAAAAUUUCUUAGCGAUAAUGUGGUAUCGAAAACAAUUUAUGUACAGUUCAAGUGGAUAAGAUGAUUUUGAUGUGCUAGUUUCACCCUCUUUAAUUAUUGCACAAAUUACUUUCCGUUAAACUAACGCGCCGUUCAAUAUGUUUUGUUUGUACGAUUGAUAUGGAGGAACUGUUACAAGAGAUAUUCAAAGAAGCUACUGGACCAAAGUUAAUAGCACUCAAGAAAUCAUGUCAGGAAGCACUGGAAGUACUUUGUAUCCAAGAAAGCAGCGGGCGGAGGGCGUCGCACGAGGUGCGGCGCGUCUGCCUCCUGCCCCUGCGGCUGGCGCUCGAGACCAAACGCCCCCGCCUCGUCGCCUACGCGCUCCAGGGCUUUCAUAAAAUACUUCGCGACGAUCGUUUUCACCGAGGUAUCGAACCCGAAGACGAUUCACUAUGGAUGCCCUCGCAGCUUCUGUGCGCUACAUCUUCGGUUAUGUACCACUCACCAGAUACUCAGGUGCAGAUAUUUCGUAUGUAUCUUUCGUUGGCACUGUCCCCGCGGCGCACUCUGAACGGGCGGCUGUGCGUGUGGGCGUGCGGCCGCUGCGGGGAGGCGGCCGGCGCUGCGCCGCAGGUCGCCGCCGCGGCUCGAGCGGCCGCCGCACAGGCCCUGCGCGCGUAUUGCAUGCAACUUGAUGAAGAAUGCCAAGAGUUGCUCUCCGAAGGUUCUCCAGUUGGCCGGAAUCAUAUCGUGGCAGUAGGCUGCUAUAGUGAAGUGAUUCCUGUCAUACAAUAUCUAUGCAGUCGUCUGUCGGAGACACAAAUGAUCCCAAAGCAGAAUCCAUUAGCGCUGUUCUUCCUGGACUGUCUGCUGACCCUGAUGUCCUGCCUGUCGGAGCGCGUCAGCGGCAACUCGCACUUCACCGCCUUCCUCUGGCAGAAGUUCUGCCCCUCUCUCAUCUCAUUCCUCGGAACGCCCAGAGUCGAUAAGAAUAUAAAAGCUCGGGAGCAUGAUGGCCACUUAGUUGAUGAUUCAGGAAGAGGUUCCGGCGCCUUGGUCUGCGCGCCCAGCUUCAACAGCAAGCAAGCUAAAGCUAUAUACAGCAUAGCAAACCAAUUAGUUCGUUUAGUGGGAUCUAUUAGUACGUUACGUCCGGUACUGGAGGCACUGUACCAUCGCAUGCUGCUGUACCCGCCGGUACCGCACCGCGUGGAGCCGCUCCGCAGCGCGAGGGAACUGCUGCAAAACCCCAAACGACUCGCACACCUCGUACUCAUGAGGAAACCUGAUCAUCCAGAACGAUAUAGCGAUGAUAUGGCUAUUGUCCGAUUAAUAAUGGAUGGGAUAGAAGACUGUGGUCGCAGUGGUAAUCCAGAAGUAGUGGCGGCUGCGGUAGAAUGCGUGGUCUCAUUGCUAGAUGCUCUCGAGAAGCUGUGCUCUGGCGCCAACGAGUACAUAACAUCAGAUGUGGCGACGCUGUUAUUGGAGCAAUGGCCCAAACUGCAAGAUGCAGACUACACUGGGCCAUUGACUUAUCAGACUUUAGCUAGACUGCCUAGCCCUUAUCGGGAUGUUGUUGCAGUAUUGCAAAGUAAUGAAGAAACGCAACAUGAUUCUUCAGAUACAUCUGGACCGGAGAAUAUAAGUUCAGACGAGGGCGAGGCGGACUCUGACGCCGACAACGUGUUCCUGCCGACGCGCGCCAGCCGGCCCUCGCCCUCCAACAACAGCGACCCCUUCACCGACACUAAAGCAGUGCCUAAGACAUUGAACCUCGGCAGAUGCACAAUAACUGAAUGUAACGUGGACCUGGAGAGACACAACGCAAGGCAGUUUGUCAAGACCUUACAGAACUCUCUAUUGCCCAAGAUUAUUAAUUUGAGGACCUGUAUAGAGGUAAGCCAGAAGUUGACAGGAUACGCAGAUAUAUGGGAAAUAUCCUCUUUAUGUGCGUUUCUUCCUCAGUCAAUUAAGGGUAAGCAACGCAUCUACAAUUGCGAAUGUGGCCACUCGCUCGUAUAUCCCCACAUAAUAUAAAAAAGGCGAGGUAAAACUAUAGUUGAGCCUUAAGCAUUUAAUAAAAAAUAUUUCCUUCUACCACAGAAAGUACAAGUCCCAUUAACAGAGGAUGAGUUCGUAGAAGAAGUUCAAGGGAGCGGCGUACUAGUGUAUUUGUCAGCGACGUGGCUGAGAGAACUUUACCAGCAAAUACUCGCAAACGACUUACUGAAGGAUGUCCCCACAACUGACCAUCCUCUCAUACAUUUACUAUCUGACCUGGGCGGGCUGGAGCAGAGCCCGGUGAUGUCGGACUGGCAGCGCCUGAAGGAGGUGUCGCGGCUGUACAGCGGCGCCGACGACACGCCGCAGCACCAGGCCAGCUUGCGUUGGGCCAGAAGGAUCCUGACUUGCAUCUGGGACUCCAUGGUGACAGUACUGAGUGUGCCGCUGACGGGCUACAGGAACAGGAAGGACAAGCUGCAGGGCAUCAUAUCCAAGAAGAUCCACACCUUCGGCAAGAGGAAGAGGAUCGCUUGGGAGGGGCUCACUAUACAAUGCCUAGAAGGACUUCACAAGGCUGCCAGGAUCAGUAACACUCUGAGCUUACAAAACCGCUGCAGCAGUAUUCUAGCACUGUUAGCCAACUCCGCAAUAUCACAACCACCCAACGGCAAGAUCUUGGCAACGCACGCUCUGUCUCUCGAUAUAUUGAUCACAGGAGGUCUGGAGCUGGGCUCGAAAGCGGCCGAGUGCUGGGAGCACAUAUUCGGCGCGUGCCACUACGUGUCCAGCUUGGAGCACGCGCUGUUCGGGCAGCAAGGCAACAACGCCACGCCCAUCGUGACGGUGCAGACCGCGCGCAACAAGACCGUCUGCGUGCUGCAGGCGGACGCCAAGCUCAGCCUCGACCCCAAAGACGAUGAGACCUGUGUGGACGUUUUCAAUUUCUUGCAACCAGUGAUGGAGAAUAAUUAUAACAGCGAUAUGUCUGUGGCUAAAAUUGUUGAGACAUGUCGACAGGAGGGAGGUAACGUAAUAUCGGGCGCGGGCGCAGCGCGCGUGUGCUGCGCGCUCGCUGCGGCCGCGGACACGCUGUUCUCGCGUCUCGCCGCCACCACCACGCUGCCGGCGCUGCGGGCAGCGCUGCAGCGCCUCGUCGCACAUCAACAUCGACUGUUGUUCUCAUCGUGGGAGCAAGACGUGGCCAACAACAACUCGGGGUGGUGGAGGCGCGGAGGUCGCGGGGGCGGGGGCGCGGCGGGCGGCGGGGCGGAGGCGGCGCGCGCGCUGUGCCGCGCCGGCGACGUGGCGCUGCGCUGUCUGCGCGCAGCUCGCCCGCUCGCACACCGCAUGGCCAUAUGGACUGUCGUCGGACCACAUUUCAUGCAGGCGGCCUGUCACAAAGAUAUUCAAAUAUCCAGUCUCGCGAUACAAUGCUUACACGACUGUGCGACGACUCUGCUCAACCAACAAGUUGAACUUCCUCAUUUCCACUUUAACGAGGCCCUGCUCAAGCCUUUUGAAAAUUUACUAUGCCUAGAACUAUGCGAUGAUGAUAUUCAGGAGCAGAUUAUUUCUUGCAUUUGCGAAUUCGUAGAAACUAAUCGCUUGGAAAUCAGGUCGGGAUGGCGCCCACUGUUCAACACAUUACGCGCUGCAAAUAAUUCAAAUCAGUAUUCUGCAAUUUUGGAAAUAUUCAAAGUCUUCCUGAACACAGACAAUACUCUGGUCUUCGCGAAUGCAGCCCUCGAUUGCAUACUUUGCCUUUUAAGUCAUAUAAAAGGUCUACACUUUGAAGAAGUGCAGGCGACAGAAGUUAAAUCGAAGAAAGUAACUACGCCGACGCAGCAGAAACCAAGCUUGAGUCUUAAAUUUUCAAAGAACAGUAAAUUUAUUCCACUCAGUGAAGAAAAAUCUGAAAAAGUCAUCGUGGAUAUGUGCAGAGAAGCACUUCUUCAUUUGGAAAGUUGCGCUGAUAUUCUCACCAUGAUGUACAAUAUGCCAAAGUGUCCAAUUUUUAACACGGGCAAUAGAAUCAAGGGCGAUAUGCCACUUUCUGUCGUCGAUCCUAUCAUACCGAGCGGGUCACUAGAUGUCACCAAAUACAUCACUAACGACAAUUUCGAAGAAGAAUUGAUAUCGUACAGAAAACUAUCAACUAGUUUACACCCAUCAAAUACCACAAACACUUGUUUAUUGAAAUUAGAUAAGCCUAGCAACAUACUAAAAGUGUGGUAUGUCCUUAUUGAAGGAUUGAUAUCAGCGACAGUGGUAUGCUCAAAGAAAAACCAACCAGCUGCUAUGGAGACACUCUUCAAAUUGUUAAAAAAUACCGCAGACGUGCCCGGCACACAUUUUGGCCUGCAUUGUAUCAAUCAUUUGUUGUUGCCCACAGUCCAAAACUGGCUCAGACAAAUUGCCAACGUCAAUACUCAUUGGGACACCAUCAUGCCUAAUUUUAAACAGUGCUGUGGUAUGACAACUGACACUAUUGUUGUAUUUUUACAUCAGUUGCAACAAAUCAAUAUCGAACGGUCCACUACCGAUGAGAAUAACGAAAUCAUUGACAUAGAACCGAUAGAAAAUGCUGAAGUCAGUUUUGCUUUGAAACAGAUAAUGCUAAUCUUGGUAGAGUGUAUAGCGCAGCCUCAAGAACCGAUUGCCAGAUUGGGAGCGUCUUGUAUAAGACACAUAAUAUUAACAUCAGGACAUUUACUGACUGACAAUCAAUGGGAAAUCAUAUGCACUAGUCUUCAUAGAGCUUGCAAUGUAAGUUUGAGCCCUUUAAAGCAGAUAACAUAUGCUUUUAAAGAAAAUUCAAACAGUUUCUAUGGAGAUUUGGCCAUGGUAAAAGUGGCAGCGAGACGCGAUUGUUCUGUCAAUGACAAUGUGAGGUUACAUGCGAUGGCUCAACAAGUAUUUCUGACUGAUCAGUUGAGAGGAGAUAACAAUGUAAAGCCCAACGCUAAAAGCUCGAAUCAAAAUCAAAUGCUGAUCGAUGAUCGUAGUUACAUUUUCCUUAUUUAUCUUCAAGACUCAAUGAAUUCUUUAAAUCCUGAAUUAUACACAGUCAGAAUUCCUUACCGAGGUCUAGUUGUGGGCUUGCUUGCUCAUCAGAUAUUGAUUCAAAUUAUAGCAACAGUCCUCAUACAAGCUUCAUCAGACGUAUUUCAAGGAAUAAAUAACAUAUUGCUAGAAAGCUUAAAAACAGGUUCCAGUGUUUGCAAUUAUAGAUUCUUCUUGAAUAAAGAUAAUACAGAUUUACUUCUGAAAAGUUUGGAGAUGUCUUACGUUCGAGCUAUGCAAUUUGAUUUACGACCUGGAUUAAAAUUUUUAGUUCAGAAAGUAUCUAAUUUGGAUCAUGCUGCUAACCUUUACAAGCAAACUACAUCUUCGUGGCUGAUUAAAAUUAUAGCCCUUACUGAAAUAUUCUUUAGCGGUGUCUAUACUUACAAACUGAUAUCGAAUGAUAUUUCAAUAAUUCUGAAUAAUUACACAUCAUCUCUUAAUUUGACUCUCGAAUACGAUAGAUUUGUAAGAAAAAUAUUUGAUUUAAAAGCAACGUGGGAAUUGCUUUGCAAUAAUUUCAUCAGACACGCAGGUAAUGCGCCAGAAUACGAUGAAAUAGACAGCAUAAGAGACCGUUUGUCCUGUAGUUCGAUAGACAGCGAAUCUUCAUCGAAUAAUUACGAGCAUUACUAUGCUCAAGAAGCAUCUGAUGAUCCUGAACCCUCGGUAAAUAACUCAGAUAAUGAAAACAUCAAUGAUGGGAAUAUAGAAGAGGAUAUUUCUGAUAAGCCAAGGCCUUUUACAUUUGCGGAUUUCAAAGCGAAUACUAACGAAACCACUAAUAAUACGCCAACGAAAAAUCAAAAUAAUGGCUUUGAUGAUCAAGAUACAGGGAAAUCAAAUGACGAUACUCUAGAGAAAAGUGAACAAGUUGACAAAAUUCAAAUAGACAAAACCAGGCGCGAACUUAUCGAAGGGAUAACACAUAGACCUGCCUCCAAUAUUCCAGAAAAUGGACAGAGUCAAGAGAACAAGAAAGUUGGAAGCACAUCUAGUGCUAUUAGCAACCACGCACGAAAAGUCAACAUUACAAUAUGCGAUGGACCAGGCUUUGAAAAGACCAAAUCUACGGAGCCGAUUAUUCCUCCACAGCCCGUGCCUCCGGAAAUCGAGCAACAGAGAACGCUAAGCAUAAAUAAAGACAUGGACGUGAGACGCUCAAGCUUGCAGAGCAUCCUAAUGGCAUACUUGGAACUGGUGCUGACCUUCCCGCUGGAGAGGUUCCAGCUCGUCAGCCCCGUACUCAACGACGGCUUCCUACAACUCGCCAAAACCAUCACCGACCCACAACUUUUGGAUAGAAUUAAUAUAUUUUUCGAUAAAAAAGAUAUAACGGAACUUAGUUAUAAGUAAUCAUUAAAUUGUGAUAAUUCACAUUAAUAUCGUCAAUAUAUUAAUCCUCUCUGUUCAGUGUUAUCUUCAAAUAAAACAAUGCUAUCGA